UUCUUUCUUUUUCAUCGCAAUAGUGGGUAUAAUGUUCUCUUGCAGACUUUCCCCGCCAAUGUGGACAGAUAUUCAAUACGUAACAAUCCUCUUCCAUAUCCAGUCUAUGGACGCUUUGUUCGACUGCAUAUACGUGGUUGGCGAGCACACAUUUCAAUGAGGCUGGAGUUGUAUGGAUGUCCAUGGAGCCGUUGUGAUAUUCCACUUGGCUUGGAAGAUGGCCGCUUCCCUGACCAACUUGUUACCGCGUCUUCAUUUUACAACUACUACUGUGCACCAAGAAAUGCUAGACUGCAUCAGAGACGGGUUGGCAGGCUUGGAGGGGCGUGGUGUGCCAGACGAAGUGACAGAAACCAAUGGAUUCAGUUUGAUUUUGGAGGACGAACUCGUGUCACGCGCGUCUGCACACAAGGUCGUCAGAACUCUGAUCAGUGGGUGACAAGUUAUUACGUGACAUACAGUCGAGAUGGCCAACAUUUCACACCAUACAGAGAAGGACGCGGUACCAAGGUAAACUACAUUCGUCAAAACCGGCUAAACUACGUUCUUAAACCUAGCCUCCACUACUACAUAAGCACAAGCAUAAGCAUAACUGUAGUGAGAGCGCCCACAACACAGGCAAAAGUAAGUCUGUUGUUAUGCAGCUCUUUAGAACCUCUAAUUUCAUUGGAUCUUGUUGGCACGAAGCUUUAUUGUUUUAGGGCUAGGGUCCAUUGUUACUACUGUUUGUAUAUCAUUUUCUCAGCCAAUCCUGUGCGACGUUUCGAAGAGCUUCCCGGCUACCCAAGCAAGUAG
Molecule: messenger RNA, 795 nt
Organism: Orbicella faveolata
Lineage: Eukaryota; Metazoa; Cnidaria; Anthozoa; Scleractinia; Merulinidae
Source: RefSeq, a predicted model, not a curated record